AUGUCAGAAUUGAUCCAAGAGUCUGUGGUCGAUGGGCACACCGGUGAACUGAAAAUCAUCACGUACUACUCCAAAAAAAUGAUUGGCCAUGGGUCAUUUGGGGUGGUGUUCCAAACUCGAAUUAAAGAAACCGAAGAAGUCUGUGCCAUCAAGAGAGUGUUGCAAGAUAAGCGCUUCAAGAACCGUGAGCUCCAGAUAAUGAAUGCCGUCCACCAUCGUAACGUUGUGGAUUUGAAGUACUACUUCUAUCAAAACACCGACAACAACGAACUUUAUUUGAACUUGAUUCUUGAAUACGUCCCCGAAACCAUUUACAAGGCCUCCCACUAUUAUCUCCAAAGGAAAACCCAUAUGCCAAUAUUCGAAAUCAAAUUGUACAUGUACCAGUUGUUGAGAGCCCUAAAUUACAUCCAUUUGCUGAAUAUUUGUCACCGGGACAUCAAACCCCAAAAUUUGCUCUUGAACCCAGCCACUGGGGUCCUCAAGCUUUGUGAUUUUGGAUCAGCGAAGAUAUUGAAUCCUUCUGAGGCCAACGUGAGUUAUAUAUGCUCGAGAUAUUACCGGGCUCCUGAAUUGAUUUUUGCCGCGACAAACUACACCACCAAGAUCGAUAUAUGGUCGGUGGGAUGCGUGAUGGCAGAGUUGGUUAUUGGCCGGCCGUUAUUUCCUGGAGACAGUGGGAUCGAUCAAUUAGUGGAAAUCAUCAAGAUUUUGGGCACCCCAACUAAACAAGAGAUCAAGUCCAUGAACCCUGACUACAUGGAGCAGAAGUUCCCGCAAAUCAAACCGACGCCAUUGACCAAAGUGCUUGGCAAAUCAGCGUCGUUUCUGUACGUUGAUUCAUUGGCAAACAACCGGGAGCUUGCCAUUGGGUUGUUGACGAAGUUUUUGAAUUAUAGUCCGGUGAUUAGAGUCGGGGCCAUCGAUGCAAUGUGCGAUCCGUUCUUUGACGAGCUUAGACAAUUCAAUGUGAAAUUGCCUGAUUUUAGAGAUUAUAUUUCCAAUCACCUGGAGCUGGACACAGUACAAUAUAAACCAAUGCCAGAGUUGUUUGAUUUUGACGAGUCAGAAAUUAUGAUGAGACCGGAGUUGAGAAAUGUGUUGAUUCCAAGUUGGAAAUCUUAG
Molecule: messenger RNA, 1125 nt
Organism: Saccharomycopsis crataegensis
Lineage: Eukaryota; Fungi; Ascomycota; Saccharomycetes; Ascoideales; Saccharomycopsidaceae
Product: GSK family serine/threonine-protein kinase
Exons: 1
Coding region: 1-1125 (374 amino acids)
Biological process (GO): protein phosphorylation; signal transduction
Cellular component (GO): cytoplasm
Molecular function (GO): protein serine/threonine kinase activity; ATP binding; protein serine/threonine/tyrosine kinase activity
Source: RefSeq, a predicted model, not a curated record